AUGAUUUCCUUAAGGACUGCAAUAACGGCUAAUCAAGAAGAAAAAAUAACUGUGAAAAUUGCUACUCAACAGAAACAAGAAAAUCUAGCGUCAUUGACGUCUAUAGAUAAAUCUGUAUAUAACGAUACUGCUGCUACAUUAACAUCAUCCUCAUCAUCAUCUUUAAAAUCUGUUAAUAAUAACAGUGGUGGUAGUGGUACUAGUUAUUCUCACAGCAGUAACAAUAAUAGCAAUAAAUCACAACAAUAUCAACAACGCUUCCAUAAUAAGCCGCAAUAUAAUAACAACAAUAAUAAUCAUAAUAAUUACGGAUUUCAACAGCAAAAACAUUCAACAACACAAUCACCUAAUAAUAACGGUUUUAUAAUUGAAGGUAAUAAAAAUUUUAAAAAUAUUGAUAAUAUAAAAGAUAACAAUAACGGACAUUUAAACGGUGAUAAUAAAAAAUAUAAUAUCAAUAACAGUGGUAUUAACAACAAUACAAAUAAGAAUAACGUUGGUGUAAAUAACACCAGCACAAACAGUGAAAAUUUUUCUUACGGUUUUUCAAAAAAUUUCGCCAAAAUUCGUCAACACGAUUCAGACGUAAGCCCUCGACCACGGCGACCGUAUCAAAACGAUUCGUCGUCGCGUUACUAUAAUAAAAGUAGUGACGGCACUGGUCAAGGUAGAAUAAUCAGCGGUGAUACCGUUAAUUCACGUAACAUACCAACCUCCAUUGGUGAGGGAGGCGGUGGCGGCAGUAGACGCCAAUUUAUAAAUAGUAAUAUUGAUUACAAUAAUAGUUUAAAUCAAUCAAGUGGAUACAAUAAUCGCAGUGUAACACCACCGGACCCUAUUAAAGGGGGUGGUUUUAAUAAUUCAAAUAAUAUUGGUGGCGGUAAUAAUAUUGGUGGUCAACAAGGUGGUUCGUAUAUAAAUAAAAAUCAUUAUAAUAAUUAUAAAAAUCCAUAUAAUAACGGAAGAGAGAAUAACUAUUAUAAUAAAUAUAACGAAAACGGUAGUGGCGGCGGUGGUGCUGGUGGUCGCCCUCAAUACAAUAGAGGAAGUGGAAAUAGCGGCAUCGGUGAAUUAAGAGAAUAUUCACCAUCUGCGUCACCAAAUUUAAAUGGAGGUCCACGUUUAGCUGGUUCUUUACAACGUAAUAUUGCUAGUGAAAAUAAUCGAGGGUUAUCAAACAACAUUAAUAAUCGAGGACCUUCAUAUGAUAAUAACGGACCAAGAAGACCUAUAAAUAACAACAACAAUAACAAUUAUAAUAGCUUGGAAAGAGGUGUAGAUCGUAACGACAGAGACAGGGACAGAGAUCGAGGUAUUGAUAAAUUUGAUAGAGAUCGCGGUUUCGACAGAGUUGGUGUAGACAGAGAUCGUAUUGAUAGAGACAGAAACGAACGCUAUCCAUCGGAAAGAGAAAAAAGAUUCGAACACAUUGAUAAAUUAGAACGAGGACCCUUACCACCUUCAGUUCUUAGGCCAGAUAGCAGACCUUUGUUAUCAGAAAAUAGUAACAAUACUGGAAGACAGCCUUACCAAGGUAGAGACUCUGGUAAUUAUUCACCUCAAUCUUCAUCAGCUUCACCGAUUGGUGGUUCACCAAAACGGGAUGAUAUAAAGGGAAAUGGAGGUACAUCUAAGUCAGAAGAAAAAUCGGUAGAUCGUUGGAUACCACCAUCAUUAAGGUCGCAACAUGUUCUUACACAACAAGAUAAAAAUGACGCUGUUUUCCGAAAGGUAAUAUUUAUAUAA
Messenger RNA from Condylostylus longicornis, 1746 nucleotides. RefSeq names its product probable serine/threonine-protein kinase clkA. The coding region runs from base 1 to 1746 and encodes 581 amino acids. NCBI's taxonomy places the organism in Eukaryota, Metazoa, Arthropoda, Insecta, Diptera, Dolichopodidae. The transcript is spliced from 4 exons. The record is from RefSeq and is a predicted model, not a curated record.